AUGUCUAAACCGUCGGACGAUAACACGGGGACAUAUGGUCUCCAGGAAAUAAACCAAGAAUACGGAGACUCACACGCAAAAUCGGAUUCAUUGGCACACGUACCUGGCGAACUCGAUUGUUCGUCCCGGAUCCGGACUCCCACUCUCGCAAGACCAUGGUGGAUGCUGGGCUUUGAAAAAUGGACCAGCCUUGGUCUUUCGGCCUUUUUCGGUGGUGCUAUUAUGGGAUAUUCCUUGGCCAAAGCCCCUAUGAUGAGUUUUGACGAAUUGCUCAAACGAUUUGUUCCUGGCGAAGGAUAUUGGUUCGAACAGAGGUUUUGGAAGAUCAGCAUAAUGAUACAUAUUUUCGCCAGUCUGCCUUCCAGUUUCUUCUCGGUUGCUUGUUUUCUCCCCAUUACUUGGAAGCGUUGGCCAAGAUUUCACGGGCUCCUUGGAUACGUUGUAUCAAUCCUCCUCGUAAUCAGCUGUGUAGGAGCAGGUAUUGCGGGCAGGCGAGGACAAGGAGGGGAUCUAAAUACACAAUCUGCCUUUUACAUGCUGGCUUCUGGGGCAGCAUGUGCAGUAAUUAUAGGAUGCGUCGAAGCUAGACGUGGGGCGCUUGACGCUCAUCGAGAGUGGAUGAUCCGUGCCUGGUUUUAUAACGGGGCGCUUGUCACAACCAAUAUCACUGCCCUAAUCUCUGCUCAUGUCAUUACUGCAAUCAAUACUUAUUAUUCUUUAUGGAGAUGUGCCGAAGUAGAAUACGUCUUAGAGUCGUCCAACGCUCUCGCUCAAGCUUAUCCUCAAUGCGCAACAUCCAAUGCACUGUCGAACCCACAUAAUAUUUACGUUUCCGUUCAUGCUUCAUGGAGAGAAGGUCGACUGGGUAGAGGAUCAGCCAUACGCGCAAGCUAUGGGAUGGCCCUUUGGAUCGCAAUGAUAUUACAUGGAGUUGGAAUCGAACUCUACCUACGUAUGACCGUUCGUGAAUCAAAGAAAUUACGCGAGCUGUCCGAACAAAAGGGAAUUGCCCCCGAGCAAACGGAAUUGCGGUCACUCCGCAAAACGUCUUGGUAA
Rhizoctonia solani is the source of this 1056-nucleotide messenger RNA. RefSeq lists its product as uncharacterized. The coding region runs from base 1 to 1056 and encodes 351 amino acids. The record is from RefSeq and is a predicted model, not a curated record. The transcript has 9 exons. Lineage: Eukaryota; Fungi; Basidiomycota; Agaricomycetes; Cantharellales; Ceratobasidiaceae.